Erigeron canadensis is the source of this 1806-nucleotide messenger RNA. Its product is annotated as probable inactive receptor kinase At2g26730. The coding region runs from base 1 to 1806 and encodes 601 amino acids. Gene Ontology annotation, biological process: protein phosphorylation. Lineage: Eukaryota; Viridiplantae; Streptophyta; Magnoliopsida; Asterales; Asteraceae. Gene Ontology annotation, molecular function: protein binding; protein kinase activity; ATP binding. The transcript is spliced from 2 exons. The record is from RefSeq and is a predicted model, not a curated record.
AUGGGUCGGGCUGGGUCUGUUUUUGUAGUUUCGUUUGUUUUUGUUCUUCUUUUCCAUGUUGGAAAGACGGAAAUUACUGAUGUAAGAGAUGCAUUGGUGGAUUUUAUGGAGGAACUUGAUCCUGAAAACCUGCAUGCUACAAAAGGUUGGGGAUGGAAUAAAUCUUCUGAUCCUUGCUUGCCGACUCCUUGGUUCAAGGUCGAGUGUGACAGCACCAACCAAACCGUGAAGCACAUUAUUCUGGACCAGUUAAAUCUAACUGGAAGCGUUGAUUUUGAAUCUGUUUGCAAGGAAACAAAUCUUCUUAAGCUUAGUUUGAAUAACAACAAUCUUUCAGGAAGUUUGACAGGAGAGAUAUCAAAUUGUAAAAAGCUAAGGCAUUUAUACCUAGCUGGGAAUCGCUUUUCAGGUAACCUUCCUGGUUCAUUGAGCGAUUUGACUGAUUUGGUAAGAAUCGACAUAUCCAACAAUGAGUUCAGUGGUGAGUUGCCAAACUUGUCAAAAGAUACAGGUUUGUUAACGUUUUUAGCCCGGAACAAUCACUUUACAGGGCAGCUUCCUAAGUUUAACUAUGAUCAGCUUGAAUUUUUUGAUGUCUCGAAUAACGAUCUGACUGGUAAAGUCCCUGAUCAUACGGGUCGUUUUGAUGCCAAAAGUUUCAUUGGCAACCCUCGGUUAUGUGGGAAAGGGUUGGCAAAAAAAUGUGGAAAGAAAAGCUCACAUGAGUUUCUUAUGUAUUCAGGUUAUGCCAUUCUUAGUUUAAUCGUUAUUGUUUUGAUUGGUCUAUUAUUCCUCAAGAAAAAAGAAAAGCGUGAAGAAACCAAGGGCAUCUCCCCCAUGAAAAAUGGAGUUAAAAGUACUAAUAAUAAAGAUAGUGGUAUUUCAAGUGAUUCCAAAACUGGCGUGAGCAGGUCAGAAUUCUCAUUAACAUCGUGCGAAAAUGGUGGGGUUUCAUCUUCACUCGUUGUUCUUACGAGUCCAGUGGAAGCGGUUAAUGGGCUGAAGUUUGAAGAUCUUCUUAGAGCGCCAGCUGAAUUGAUUGGACGAGGAAAACACGGGAGUCUUUAUAGAGUUAUUCCAAACGGAGGGGUUCCGCUUGUUGUUAAAAGGAUCAAAGAGUGGGAUAUUCCAAGAGAUGAGUUUAAGAAAAGAAUGCAAAGAAUAGACCAAGUCAAACACCCUAAAGUGUUACCUGUGGUUGCAUAUUAUUGUUCUAAACAAGAAAAGCUACUAGUUUAUGAGUUCCAGCCUAAUGGCAGUGUCUUUGAGCUCCUCCAUGGACAAAAUGGUCAAAAUUUUGACUGGGGAAGCAGACUAAACGUCGCAUACAACACUGCAGAAGCACUAGCAUUCAUGCACAAAGAGCUUGAAGGUGAUCAAAUAGCUCAUGGAAACUUAAAGUCAUCAAACAUUUUGCUGACAAAAGACAUGGAGGCUUGCGUGAGUGAAUAUGGUUUAAUGGUGGUAGAUGAUGGCUCACAGAAGAAUAGUGCCUUCAAUGUUGAUGUGUAUGCAUUUGGUGUGCUUCUUCUUGAGUUGCUGACAGGGAAGCAGGUUCAGAGCAACGGGUUUGAUCUGGCUAAGUGGGUUAACUCGGUGGUCAAGGAAGAAUGGACCGGUGAGGUGUUUGACAAGACUUUGGUAGUUGAAGGUGCCAAUGAAGAAAGAAUGGUGGCGUUGUUGAAGAUAGCUUUGACGUGCAUAAACGAUUCACAUGAUUUAAGACCUCGCAUGGAUCAAGUGGCAACAAUGAUUAAUACUUUGAAGGAUGAUGAGGAUAGGUCCAUGGCUGCUUCAGAUCCAUGA